Molecule: messenger RNA, 1555 nt
Organism: Cyprinus carpio (common carp)
Lineage: Eukaryota; Metazoa; Chordata; Actinopteri; Cypriniformes; Cyprinidae
Biological process (GO): mitochondrial ATP synthesis coupled electron transport
Cellular component (GO): mitochondrion
Source: RefSeq, a predicted model, not a curated record
AUGUUCUUUCUUGCUUUAAAAUAUAACCUAAACGCAUAAUUUUGAGGGAAAUAUUGAUGACAACCAAUUCGUCAGUUUUAUUUCCCACACGGACAAUAAUAAGAGGAGAACAAGCAUGGCGACGUCUCUGCUCCGGUUAGGACGGCUCGGAUCUGUCAAGCGUCUCCUGCGUGAAGGCUGGAGCACACCUCGGACCCCGUUGGUUGCAGCUCUCUGCACUGAAGGGGAUGUCCCACCCAAAACAGCAAAGGCUUCAGUGAAGACCAUAGAGGCCGAUGAGAGGGCUUCUCUUCUAGCCUACAAGCCCGCAGUUACCUUCCCUUCUAAGCUGUCUGCCACAGGAUUUCUUCCCAAAGACAUAGCUUUAGGUGAGUCUGAAACCAUUGAGGCUGUGUCCACCGCCGCUGCAAAUGAGACGACAGCCGGCAGUCUAGACGCUGAUGCGGCAGCAGCUGAAGAGAUCACUGAAGUCCCACCUACUAAUGAAGUCACUACAGGAAGUGAAGCAAGUAAGGCCUCAGAUGUUGAGGCAGAAGGACAGAAAGAUGAAGACGAUAGCUCUUCUUCAUCCUCAUCCUCCAGUGAUUCCGAUUCAGACUCUGAUUCUGAUGAUGAGAAGCCAGAGACUGAAACACCGGUAGAGUCUGGAGAGAAAGCAGCACAGAAGAAAUCUCCAGGACUGACGAUUGAAGUAGAUGUUGCAGAUGAGGAAGCAAAGCCUGGCUCUGCCUCAUUUGGAGAAGCUCAAGAAAAUGCUGAAACUGUGACUGAAGCAAAACCAGAAGAGGUUCCUGCACCAAGUGCUAAACCAGACGGAUCAGAUGAGACCCUUAUUGAUCCUGCCCCGAUAUUAUCUUCCUCCACACCUGAAGCAAUUCCAGAAGUGUCCAGUGAAUCAAUUACAGCCGACACUCCUGACAAGACAUCGGACACCGCAACAGAAGUUAAAAUGGCUUCUGCGGAGGAGAUUGUUGUUGAAAAGGAACCAGAAAUCAAAGCUGAAGAUGCUGUCGAAGUUGCUGCAGAAGUUGUCCCAGAAGUCCCUACAGAAGCCAGUCCUGAAGAAGUAGUAAAAACUGCAGUUGAAGCUAGUCCUGGAGUAGCUCCCGAGGCGCCUGGAGAUGCAGCAGCUAAACCUGAACCCAAAGCUGAGGCGGGAACGCCGGUAGCUCCUUCAGAAGAGCUGGUCGACCCUGCACCCGUGGCCGCUGAUGCUGUAGAGGCUCGGGAUGAGACCAGCGUUGUGGAGACACCUGAGGGAACAAGCCCCGGAGCCAGAGCCUGAACCCUUUGACGACACCACGUACAAGAACCUGCAGCACCACCACUACAACAUGUACACCUUUGCUGAUGUGGAUGUAGCGCUGUCUAAAUACCGUCUGCCCCAGCCUUCCUCAGGCCGAGUCUCACCCGGACCCUGAGCCUGUGGUAUUGCUACCUUUGUGCACAACCCUGUUUCUACCCAAUGUUUAUUAUUCCUCAGAUGAUUUACUGGCAAAUCGCAAGCUUUAUGCUAGAAUUCUAUAAUUAUGGAAUUAAACUGAUUUAACUUCAA